AUGCCAGAAUCGACAAAUACAAUCAUUAACAGUUCUGUCAAAAAAAUCAAAUUAAGUGCUCUUUGUGAAUUAUGUCAUGGUAGAAAAGCGGUAAUGAAAAGACCCAAGAAUUUGAUGAAAUUAUGUAAAGAAUGUUUUUAUAAUAUAUUUGAAACUGAAAUUCAUAAUACUAUUAUCUCGAAUGAUUUAUUUUAUCGUGGAGAAAAAAUUGCUAUUGGAGCAUCAGGAGGUAAAGAUUCUACAGUAUUAGCAUCUAUUCUUAAAACAUUAAAUGAACGAUAUGAUUAUGGAUUAAAUUUAGUAUUAUUAUCUAUUGACGAAGGAAUUAAAGGAUAUCGAGAUGAUUCAUUAGCCACGGUGAAAAGAAAUCAAAAACAAUAUGAUAUGCCAUUAGAAAUUGUAUCAUAUAAAGAUUUAUAUAAUUGGUCGAUGGAUGAAAUUGUUGCUUGUGCAGGGAUAAGAUCAAGUUGUACAUAUUGUGGAGUAUUACGUCGUCAAGCUUUAGAUCGAGGAGCCGAGAAAUUGGGGAUUAAACAUGUUGUCACGGGACAUAAUGCUGAUGAUGUUGCUGAAACGGUAUUGAUGAAUUUAUUAAGAGGUGAUGUGGCAAGAUUAGAAAGUUCUACUAAUAUUAUGACUACUUCAGCGGGAUCUCCCAUUAAACGAUCAAAACCUUUCAAAUACACUUAUCAAAAGGAAAUUGUAUUGUAUGCCCAUUAUAAGAAAUUAGAUUAUUUUUCAACUGAAUGUACUUAUGCCCCAGAAGCAUUUAGAGGUACAGCUAGAGAAUUAUUGAAAUCUUUAGAAAGUAUUCGUCCAUCUUGUAUUAUGGAUAUCAUAUAUAGUGGUGAACAUUUAGUGCUAGCACCUAAAAAGCAAAAACGGAAAACCGUUGCCUAUAAGAAUAAAAAUAAGAACAAGAAGAAAUCAAACAGUGAACAAGAGGAACAAGAAAAACAAGAACAAGAAGUGAAUCCUGAUGGAUCUAUAUCUUUGAAUCGAAAUGGAAUUAAAAAAGAUGGUAAUACAUGUGAAAAAUGUGGUUAUCUUUCAUCAAAUAAGAUUUGUAAAGCAUGUAUGUUAUUGAAUGGAUUGGAAAUAAAUCGAGCUAAAGUGACGAUUGAUAAUAAUUCUGCUAUUGAUGGUGCAGCAAAGCUUACUAAGAAAUUAGAACAAUUGAGUUUUUAA
This is a messenger RNA of Candida albicans SC5314, 1188 nucleotides long. RefSeq lists its product as uncharacterized. Lineage: Eukaryota; Fungi; Ascomycota; Pichiomycetes; Serinales; Debaryomycetaceae. Gene Ontology annotation, biological process: tRNA wobble position uridine thiolation. Gene Ontology annotation, molecular function: tRNA binding. Gene Ontology annotation, cellular component: mitochondrion; cytosolic tRNA wobble base thiouridylase complex. The record is from RefSeq and is a predicted model, not a curated record. Bases 1 to 1188 code for a protein of 395 amino acids. The transcript has a single exon.